Caenorhabditis sp. 36 PRJEB53466 is the source of this 768-nucleotide messenger RNA. The record is from the annotation of a GenBank genome assembly. Lineage: Eukaryota; Metazoa; Nematoda; Chromadorea; Rhabditida; Rhabditidae.
AUGCUCUUCAAAGUGCUCUCCACUCUCGCCAUUCUCGCUAUCAUCUGUUCCUCGGCGUCGGCCAAAGGACACCUCCGGCUCGAGCUCACGUCUUCUGCCUACUGCGAGCUCUCGCUCCACACCGACGUCACCUCCAAAAUGCUUCGAUUGUUCGGAGGAGAGCCGCGAGUGGUGAGCUUCCACCCGCCGAGCCACGCGCCCGACGUCCAUGUGGCUGUUUCGAUGAAGGGAAGCGCCACCGCCAAGUACUCCUUCCUCAUGGCGAAUUCGAGCAACGAGCAUCGCGAGAUCUUCGAGCACAGUCGGGUCGUCGUGCUCAUUCAGGCGGUCUACGAGUGCGACACUGGAUUCUACGGGGUCCAGUGCACUGAAACCACUGAUCCAUCGGUGACCACUUCUCCUGCUAAAGUCAUCACCGAGCCACCAACCUCAACAACAACCACUACUACUACCACUACUACAACCACCACGACGACCGUCAGAACCAUCACUUCCACCACUUCCACCACCACCCAGAAGCCGUCAGUAGUAGUCUCUCCGGCCUCUUCCCUCCUUCUCGUGCUAAUUCUCACCGUCGCCCUUCUUUUUGUCCUUCUCGCCGUCCUCUGCGUCGCCGUUUUCCGUCGUCGUCGUCCGCACGUCUACAUCGAGCCGGAGGAGCUGCAAGUUUCCGAGCAGAAGAAGAAGAAGAAGUGCCUCGAGGAUUCGGUGUCGUGCUCUUCCGAACGAUACACUGUCGCGCCGUUCCGAGACGCUUUCAAUGUCUGA